AUCCCAACCCAAUUCAUGUUUAUCCUUCUUCUACAUUCUUCCAAAUGAAGGCUCAUAAACCCUCUCUCUGUUCUCUACCUUCAUCUCUUCCAGAACUUCCACCCUUUCGCUCUUCAUGGUAUCGGACCAGCGCAGACCCACCACCGAGCUUCUCACCUUACCGCGGCAACCACCGAAGCCCAACCUAACCUAUUCCUGUCUUGUGUCAUCUCUGCCGGCAGUGCCGCCGACAGUUGCCCCUGUGCACCGAACCUCUCCAUGCUGUCAGUUGUGAGGCAGAGCCACCCCUUGUUCAUUCAUCAUCAUCUUUGCUCAACAUCCCAUAUUCUCAUGGUUUUCCAUCUUCCACUUGGUUUAAUCAUCCAUGGCCGGUGAUCAAGCUACACCACCACCACCACCUCCGCGCAUAGACUCAACUUCUCCUUAUUAUCUCGGUCCCCAUGAUCGUCCCGGAGAUUUCAUUACUCCAACUCGUCUUCGUGGUGACAAUUAUGAUGAAUGGGCCAAUGAUAUUCAAACUGCUCUGGAAGCAAGACAUAAAUUUGUUUUUCUGAAUGGAUCAAUAAUCACUACUCCUGUACUUCCAUGUAUGCAAGACGAUUGGAAUACCCUUCAAGCCAUGUUAAUUUCAUGGCUUAUGAAUACAAUUGACCUCGAGGUCAAGGCCAUGCUUCCAAAAUAUAAAGAUGCUAAAAAGUUGUGGGAGACUCUCAAAUCACGGUAUUCCAUUGUCAAUGGUCCGCGAAUACAACAACUUCACUCUACGAUUGCUAAGUGUGAGCAAUCCAAAACUAUGUCCGUAGCCACAUAUUUUGGCAAGUGGGAAGAAUUAAACAACUACGAACCUUUAAUUACUUGUUCCGUUGAUCGUGUUGUACCUCUUGCACCGCGAGAUUAGAGCAUGAGAAGCGAAGGGAAAAUACUCGGCUGCAUCAAUUUCUUAUGGGGUUAUACCCAGAUUAUCAUGCUCAGACUCGGGCUAAUAUUUUGUCCAAAGAUCCACUACCUUUACUUGACCGACCCUAUCAAUUAGUGGUUCAAGAUGAGCGAGUUCGACUUUCAAGAACCGUGCCGAAAGACAAGCCAAUUGACGCCGUUGGGUUCGCUGUCCGAACGUCAGCCGGACGUGGUAGAUCAGAGUCUGUGCCAGACCACCGUGACAAACCCGACAUAUCGCACUUACAUUGCACCCAUUGCAAGAAGUCAGGCCAUCUUAUUUCCGGAUGCUUUGAAUUAAUUGGGUACUCGGAUUGGUGGCCGAAUCUAUCCAAGGCACAAGGGAAUGCUGCUAGUCGUGGAAACCGGACCACCACCACCGGAAAAGGCCGCGGCAGCAGUUCCGCCAGGGCAAACGCAACAACCUCCCGCAACGGCUACACAUCUCAGCCCCCAACACGGGCUAAUUCACAGCAACCUCCUUCGCAAGUUUUUACACCGGAGCAAUGGUAGAUUCUCGCCGUCUUUAUCUGUAACACCAAAGUCUCUAAUGAAAGGUUGACUGGACCCGUCGAGGGAGCUGAUUGGAACGAGUAUUAGGAGGGAUGGACUUUUCUAUUUUGACGUUGACAAAACUAUACAACAGACAUCGGUCAAUGCAGUUUCUUCACCAUUGGAUUUAUGGCACAAGCGAAUGGGUCAUCCUUCAGAAAAAGUAGUGAAGCUUCUUCCCCCUGUCUUUAGCUGUAAGGGUAGUUUGAAUAAAGCAUGUGAAGUUUGUUUUCGUGCUAAACAUCCUAGAGAAAAAUUUAAUUUAAGUGCCAAUAAAAACUUCUAGGAUCUUUGAAAAAGUACAUUGUGAUUUAUGGAGACCAUACAGACAUCCCUCUUCUUGUGAUGCACGAUACUUUUUGACUAUUGUUGAUGAUUUUUCUCGAGCUAUUUGGCUUUAUUUGAUUAUUGAUAAAACAGAGGUGUUUCGUAUGUUUAUGUCGUUUGUGGCUAUGAUUGAUAGACAAUUUUCCCACACUAUUAAGGUAGUUUAAAGUGAUAACGGAACAAAAUUUAAUUGUUUGUUAUUACUUUAAUGACAAUGGAAUUUUAUUUCAAACAUCAUGUGUUGGGACUCCUCAACAAAAUGGUCGGGUAGAACGAAAACAUAAACAUAUUUUGAAUGUUGCAAGGGCAAUAAGGUUUCAAGCAAAUUUACCGAUUUAUUUUUUGGGGUGAAAGUGUUUUAGCUGCUGCUCAUUUAAUUAACUGUAUACCUACUCCUUUACUCCAAAAUAAAACAGGGAAUUAAAUAUUCAUUACUUGAAAAGGGUAAAUUGUGGAUCUUUAUAGAGUUAUCUUUUGGUUAUUGUGUUUCAUGAGUAAGGUGAGUAAGGAGAAUGUUUUAUUUAGGAGAUUGACAAAAUAUAUAUAAAUUUGAAGAGGUUAUGAGAAAUAAGUCGAGUUUGAUUGGUGAACGAAUGAACUUAUAUUGUAUAUGAUAUUUGAGUUUAUAAUAUGUUUAUGUUAGUAAGAAUCAUCAAUAUGGAUUAGGUAUUUUGGGGGUUGAAUUUUAGGACUUUAACUUAAUUUGAGAGUCGAUUUGCACAAGAGUUCAAAGAAAUCUUUAUCAUUUUCAAGAAGAUCUUUCCAGGUUUGAACCAUUAUUCGCCUUCUUGUGAAAUUUUAUUCUUGAUAUUAGAAAUCAAGUUAGAGUAAAGACUUGAUCAACCUUCACUCUAAUUCUUGAAUCUAGAAAUCAAGUGAUUAUAGA
This is a messenger RNA of Amaranthus tricolor (Joseph's coat), 2701 nucleotides long. RefSeq lists its product as uncharacterized. NCBI's taxonomy places the organism in Eukaryota, Viridiplantae, Streptophyta, Magnoliopsida, Caryophyllales, Amaranthaceae. The transcript is spliced from 3 exons. The record is from RefSeq and is a predicted model, not a curated record. The coding region runs from base 365 to 898 and encodes 177 amino acids.